Molecule: messenger RNA, 1375 nt
Organism: Leucoraja erinaceus (little skate)
Lineage: Eukaryota; Metazoa; Chordata; Chondrichthyes; Rajiformes; Rajidae
Exons: 2
Coding region: 5-1375 (456 amino acids)
Source: RefSeq, a predicted model, not a curated record
AAUCAUGCCAAGAGGAAGGAAUAAACAUACGCCCUGUGAUGAGAAAAUGGGACAUCGAGAAGUAAUGAGGAGGAGAAAAGAACAACAGACUCAGCAAGAAAGAACACAACAUCUCCGAGGUAAUCCAGAAAUAAACAAGGAGAGAAGGGCACAACAGACACAGCCAGAAACAUCUCACUGUCUCCAAGAUAGUCAGGAUACACAGCGGGAGAGAAGUGCACAUGAGACGAACCAGGAGAGAAGGGCACAAGAGACACAGCCUGAAACAUCUCAGUGUCUACAAGAUAGACAGGGGAGACAGCGGGAGAGAAGUGCACAUGAGAUGCAGCAAAAAACAACUCAACGUCUCAGAGAAAAAUGUGAGAGGAAGGAGGAGAGAAGGAAUAAGGAGACACAGCCAGAAAGAACUCAACGUCUCAGAAAUAAACGAGAGAGGGAGCAAGAGAGAAGAACUCAAGAGACAGAGCCAGAAAGAAGACAACGUCUCAGAAAUAGACGAGAGAGGGAGCAGGAGAGAAGGACUCGAGAGACAGAGCAAGAAAGAAGUCAACGUGUCAGAAAUAAACGAGAGAGGGAGCAGGAGAGAAGAACUCAAGAGACAGAGCCAGAAAAAAGUCAACGUCUCAGAAAUAAACGAGAGAGGGACCUGGAGAGAAGAACUCAAGAGACAGAGCCAGAAACAAGUCAGCGUCUCAGAAAUAAACGAGAGAGGGAGCAGGAGAGAAGAACUCAAGAAAUGCAUCAAGAAACAACUCAACAUUUUGAGGAACAUCAAGAAAGAAUACAAAUGAGAAGGGAUUCAGAGAUGGGAGAUGAAAGAACUAGAAGGCUGGAUGAACAACGAAAUGCACGACAUAUAAGGAGAAAUAUUAAUGCUGAUGUUGGUCAAAUGACCAAUGUUUGCCUUCAUUGUCGAGCUAAAUACUUCUCAGCAGAAACUACCAACUUUUGCAGCAUGAAGGAUAUGGCGGCUAAAAUGGAAGGUGAUAGACUGAAUUAUAUUCGCACGAAUCAGGUAUCGUUGAGGUCAACGACGUACAAAGGACUGACGGAUGCAUUACGUGAUGAUGAUGACUUGGAAAACAUUGGAAGGCGCAUCAUCCUCUCUUCAACAUUUGUCGGUGGUCCCAGAUAUAUGAUGGGACGAUGCCAGGACGCCACGAUGUAUGUUCGGAAGUAUGGUACUGCUGCAUACUUCAUUACAAUGACCUCCAAUCCAAAUUGGAGCGAGAUCCGACAGUGCCUCUUUCCAAAUCAGCAGCCGUCUGAUAGACCGGAAUUAAUAGCAAGAGUAUUCGAGCUGAAAAGAAAAAAUAUUCAUGAAGACCAUCAUGGCUGGAUGGCUUCUUUGGAAACUGUAUUGCUUUCAUCUUGA